Molecule: messenger RNA, 4486 nt
Organism: Monopterus albus (swamp eel)
Lineage: Eukaryota; Metazoa; Chordata; Actinopteri; Synbranchiformes; Synbranchidae
Product: collagen alpha-3(VI) chain-like
Exons: 9
Coding region: 374-4462 (1362 amino acids)
Source: RefSeq, a predicted model, not a curated record
UUUCUUUGGAGAAAGUGGGAGGAGGAAGAGGGAAAUGCCAGAAGUUCAGGAGUUUGGAAAUUUGUCCCAUCCCAUCUUUGAACUCAACACCACAUCUCCUCUGGUUUGAGACUGGGAGGUUGUCUGCCUCUUUGUCUCAACCACCCCCCCACACUCAGGACUUCUCUCUCAUUCAGUGAACCUAUCACUGCUCUGCUCAACUACCUUCCUUCAGGAGGUGCUGGAAAAGUCAGCAAGGGGAAUAUACCAAAAGGAUAAUGACCAAAAGUCCAGCUUGCAGUCAUUUUACAUAACUGAAACCAUUUUUCUUCCAAAGCAAAUACAGUGGAGUACAGCUACUUCAGCUCAGGGUGUCCCCUUUGUUUCUUUGAAGAUGAGGAGGCAUCGGUUGUUACCACUGUGUGCCCUUCUGGGUGUCCUGUUUGCAGGGCUUCUCCCUAAACUUGAUGCUCAGGAUGAUUGUACACAAGGGUUGGCAGCUGAUAUGUACUUUCUAGUGGAUUCAUCCUGGAGUAUGGGAGAGGAGAACUUUGAGCAUGUCAGACAAUUUCUGUACAGUUUGAUACAAUCACUGCACCAGGUUGGAGGGGACAGGUUUAAAUUCGCCCUUGUGCAGUACAGCACCUGGCCUGAAACUGAGUUCCAGCUCAACAGUUACCCAACAAUACAGGGAGUCCUGGAACACAUCAAGGCUAUGUCUUAUCGUGGUGGGGGUACCAAGACCGGCCUGGGCCUGGAAUUCCUGUUACGUACACACUUGACCACUGCUUCAGGCAGCCGUGCUGUUGAAGGAGUGGCCCAGGUGGUGGUGGUGCUAACAGAUGGGCGGUCCCAGGAUGACGUGGCUGAGCCAGCUCAGGUGCUGCGGCUUGCAGGCGUGGAGGUGUUUGCAGUUGGAGUUCAGGAUGCAGUGGACUUGGAACUCAGAGAGAUGGCUAGCCAGCCCCAUGACACGCAUAUGUUCAGUGUAGACUCUUUUUUGACUUUGGCCGAUAUAAUCCAAGAUUUAGUAGUGGGGCUUUGCGGCGCAGUGACCUGGUCAGGGGGUGCUCCUGUGGCAAAUGAGGCCCCUGUGACUGGAGGAGGGACAGCACAAGAUUCAGCUGACCUAGUACUCUUAAUUGAUGGAUCACAGAACAUUGGAGCAGAAAACUUCCUCCUUGUGCGUGAUUUGGUAUUGAGAAUCAUUGAGCAACUUGAUGUGGGCAGGGACACUAUUCGUGUGGCCUUGGCCCUGUACCACACCAAUCCGGAGAUAAAGUUCUAUCUAAAUAGCUAUGAAAGCAAAUCGUCAGUCCUGGAAGUUGUGAAGGGCCUCGCCUACUCAGGGGGUGACGAAUCUAACUUGGGCACUGCCUUGGAAGUGGCUGAAACCCUUUUCAGCCAAACAGCUGGGGGCAGGGCAAAUGAGGGUGUGCCCCAGGUGUUGGUGGUUAUCAGUGCUGGGCCAUCCACUGAUGAUACUGGUAGUGGUGACCGGGCCCUUAAGAGGGCUGGUGUUAUCACAUUAGGCGUGGUGAUCGGUGACGCUGCCACUGCAGAUCUGGAAGCAGUUGCUACAGAUAAAAGUUUUGUCCUGCCAGCUCCUGAUUUCAGAGAACUAGCAAACAUGGAUGACCAGCUGCUCCCAUACAUUAACGGGGUGAUCCAAGGCACCAUUAUAGUUCAGAAUGAGUACUCACAAGUCUUGGCAGUUGGAAAAAGAGACAUCAUUUUCCUAAUUGACAGUACAAUGGGCCCAGCUGUCAUCAACAUUGUGCGUGAAUUCAUCAAGGAUUUUGUCAGCAAAAUGCCAAUUGGUCCAGACGCAGUCCAGGUGGGUGUGGUUCAGUUCAGCAAUGUCCCUGGAUUUGAGAUCGGCCUCAACUCCCAUGGAUCCAGCGAGGAAUUAAUUGCUGCUUUGGGCGCCAUCAAACCAAGAUCUGGACAGACGGUCAAUAUUGGAGCAGCCCUGGAAUUUGUGCGUGAGAAUAUGCUGCGACCUGACAGGGGCAGUCGAAUUCAAGAACAAGUACCCCAGCUUUUAUUUUUGAUCACCAGUAAAAAGUCCAGUGACAGUGUGGAAGAACCUGCUAGGGCACUGCUGAGAAUGGGCGUACUGACUCUGACUGCAGGCGUCAAGGCUGCAGAUGAGGAGGAGCUGAAGCGGAUUGCCUUUACUGACAGCGUUGUGUUCAUGCACAAGGACUUCCGCGGACUAUUUCGGAACCCAAGGGCCAUUACUGAUGCGCUCUCUACUCUAGCUGGAGUGGUGGUGACUGAAGGACCCACUGAACCAGUGGUGGAGAUAACCACAGUGCAUACUCAAAGAGUGGUCCGAGACAUUGUCUUCCUUGUGGAUGGCUCAAACUACAUUGGCAGCGCUAACUUGCCUUAUGUGAGAGACUUCAUUAUCAAUGUGAUCAACCAGGUGGAUGUACGUCCUGACAGGGUCCAGAUUGGUCUCCUACAAUUUGCUGAACAUCCAAGAGUUGAAUUUUAUCUGAACAGCUACAACAACAGGCAGGAUGUUGUGAAUAAAAUUUCUCAACUCAGGCUGACUGGAGGCUCAGUUUUGAAUACAGGAGCUGCCAUGAAUUAUGCCCUCUCCACCAUGUUCGAGCCAUCAGCUGGGUCACGCAAGAGGCAGGGAGUCCAUCAGGUGUUGGUUCUGAUCACAGGUGGUCCAGCCCAGGAUGAAGUUAAAACUGUGGCUGAUACGUUGGCUCUGCAAAACAUUUUGACCUUUACAGUCAGUUCUGGCCAAGCAGAUGAAGAACUCCUGAAAACAGUUGCCUUUGUUGAGGAUUUGGCUUACCAUGAAGCAAGGUUCUCUAAUUUGCCAGCUGUGGCUGAAAUAAUCAUGCCAAAGUUGAUCACAGUUGUUGGUGAUACAGCAGUAACUGAGGAAACUGUUUUUGUUUCAGGAGUUGAAAGAGAUGUUGCCUUCCUCAUUGAUGGCACAGAUGACGUUCGAGCAGAUUUUACCCACAUCCGGAAUUUUAUCCUUAAAGUAAUUGAACCACUCGACAUUGGGAUUGACAAGGUACGAAUUUCCGUGGUCCAACACAGUGAGAGGCCCAUUCCAUCUUUUUAUCUUAACACUUACCAAACCAAAGAUGAGGUGACAAGAGCUGUCAACACGAUGUCACCGGUUGGUGGACAAAAUCUAAACACAGGAAAUGCUCUAAAAUUCAUGAAGGACAACAUCUUUUCUGAAAGGAAUGGAGGCCGGGGUGCACAACAAGUCCCUCAGAUACUGAUCAUUUUGACUGCAAGCAGGUCCAGGGAUAAUGUGAAAGAGCCUGCUGGUGUCCUGAAGAAAGAAGGUGUGGUACCAUUUGGUAUUGGUGUCAAGAAUGCAGACCCAAAGCAGAUUGAGGCGAUGUCAUACAACCCUUCUUUAGCCGUCAAAGUGAAUGACUUCACUGAGCUUAGCACUGUACCAGAAAGGAUCAAAAGCUAUGUGAGCCUUCCAAGGGAACAGAUGAUCAUCACCAUAGAGCAAGCUGAGUCGCGGGGCCCCCGGAAGGAUAUUGUUUUCCUUGUUGAUGGAUCUGAUGGCGUUGGACGGGAAUUUCCUAUCAUCAAGGAGUUUAUCCGCAGGGCCGUGGAGAAUCUCAACGUGGGCGAGAAUAAGAUCCGAAUAGGCGUUGUCCAGUAUGGUGACUCUCCUCAGGCUGACAUGUAUCUGAACUCAUAUACAACUAAACAAGGUGUUCUCAAUGCUGUUGGGGAAAUAAGACAGCGAGGAGGAAGACAUCGUAACCUGGGUCAGGCUUUGCAGUUUGUCAGUCAGGAUGUUCUGACAGCAGCACGUGGUAGCAGGAAGCAAGAGGGUGUACCACAGUUUGUAAUUGCCGUCUCCAGUGGACCUUCUUCGGAUGACAUAAGGCAUGCAGCAUCUUCCCUCAAGCAAUCUGGAGUGCUUCCUUUUAGCAUUGGGACCAGGGACGUUAACCCUGCAGAGCUCCAUGUGGUGUCAUACGUUCCUAAGUUUGCGUUCACUGUAGAUGACCUCCCUGGCCUGUACAUAGUACAAAAUAAGUUGCUCACAGCUCUCACUGAACUGUCAGAUGAUGAUAUUGCCAGGAUGCAUCCGGAAUUCCCAACAUAUGAUGUAACCAGACCAACCACAGAAGGAGAAAAGAGGGAUGUUGUGUUUUUAAUUGAUGGCACAACAGCAACACGUAGCGAGUUCCCUUCCAUCCGUGACAUGAUAAGAAGAGUUGUGAAUAAGCUGGAUGUAGGAAUGGAUAAGGUCAGAAUUUCAGUGGUACAGUACAGUGAUGACCCAAAGUUAGAAUUUCUUCUGAACGAAUUCUCCACCAAGCAAGAGGUACAACAGGCUGUGGGAAAACUUCGAAGCAAAGGUGGAAACCAUCUAAACACAGGUCAAGCUCUUGAGUGGGUCUCUAGAAACAUCUACCAGAGGUCGGCAGGAAGUCGCAUUGAGGAAGGGGUACCUCAGUUCCUUUUCUAGUCACAGGUGGCAAGUCUACAGAUG